Gadus chalcogrammus (walleye pollock) is the source of this 1785-nucleotide messenger RNA. RefSeq names its product VANGL planar cell polarity protein 2 (gene vangl2). Gene Ontology annotation, biological process: multicellular organism development; Wnt signaling pathway, planar cell polarity pathway; establishment of planar polarity. Lineage: Eukaryota; Metazoa; Chordata; Actinopteri; Gadiformes; Gadidae. Bases 157 to 1734 code for a protein of 525 amino acids. The record is from RefSeq and is a predicted model, not a curated record. Gene Ontology annotation, cellular component: plasma membrane. The transcript is spliced from 7 exons.
UAGGCCUCCAAGAUAGAUUCCCUAAGGAGCACGGUCGACCUGCUCAAGCUACCGCUGGUCCUCUCCACCAGGUCCAUCUCCGAGCGCAAGAGUCAGCUGGGCGGAGGGGGAGGGGCCCGCAAGGCCGGCCCACCGCCGCCCGCCACCCGGGACAACAUGGACAACGAGUCGCAGUACUCGGGCUACUCCUACAAGUCCUCGCACUCCCGCACCUCCCGCAAGCACCGGGACCGGAGGGAACGGCACCGGUCUAAGAGCCGGGACAGCAGCAGCCGGGGGGAUAAGUCGGUCACCAUCCAGGCGCCCGGAGAGCCUCUGCUGGACGCAGAGUCCACCCGCGGAGAUGACCGGGACGACAACUGGGGCGAGACGACCACGGUGGUGACGGGCACGUCGGUGGACAGCGUCUCCAACGAGGACCUGACGCGCGUCUCCAAGGACCUGGAGGAGAGCGUGCCGCUGCGGUGCACGCGCUUCGCCGGCCCGGUGCUGGGCGGCUGCCUCAGCCUGUUCGCCCUGCUCACGCCGCUGGCCUUCCUGGUGCUGCCGCAGGCGCUGUGGCGCGAGGCGCUGGACCCCUGCGGCACGCCGUGCGAGGGGCUCUACGUGUCGCUGGCCUUCAAGCUGCUGGUGCUGCUCAUCUCGUCGUGGGCGCUGUUCCUGCGGCCGGCCCGCUCCGCGCUGCCGCGCUUCUUCGUGUUCCGCUGCCUGCUGAUGGUGCUGGUGUUCCUGUUCGUGGCGUCCUACUGGCUGUUCUACGGCGUGCGCGUGCUGGAGCCCCGGGAGCGCGACUACCGCGGCAUCGUGGAGUACGCGGCGUCCCUGGUGGACGCGCUGCUCUUCAUCCAGUACCUGGCGCUGGUGCUGCUGGAGGUGCGCCACCUGCAGCCCGCCUUCUGCCUCAAGGUGGUGCGCAGCACGGACGGCGUCAGCCGCUUCUACAACGUGGGCCACCUCAGUAUCCAGCGGGCGUCCGUGUGGGUGCUGGACCAUUACUACACAGACUUCCCCGUCUACAACCCCGCCCUGCUCAACCUGCCCAAGUCCAUCCUCUCCAAGAAGAUGACCGGCUUCAAGGUCUACUCCCUGGACGAGAGCUCCACCAACAACUCCACGGGCCAAUCCCGGGCCAUGAUCGCAGCGGCCGCUCGGAGGAGGGACAACUCCCACAACGAGUUCUACUACGAGGAGGCUGAGAUGGACCGCCGCGUCCGCAAGCGCAAGGCCAGGCUGGUGGUGGCGGUGGAGGAGGCCUUCACGCACAUCAAGCGUCUCCACGACGACGAGGUGGCCGCCUCGCCCAAGCACCCCCGCGAGGUGAUGGACCCCCGGGAGGCGGCCCAGGCCAUCUUCGCCCCCAUGGCGCGGGCCAUGCAGAAGUACCUGCGCACCACCCGGCAGCAGCCCUUCCACAGCAUGGAGAGCAUCCUCAGCCACCUGCAGUUCUGCAUCACGCACAACAUGAGCCCCAAGGCCUUCCUGGAGCGCUACCUCAGCCCGGGCCCCACCAUGCAGUACCAGCGGGAGAGCGACAGGGGGCGCCAGUGGACGCUGGUGAGCGAGGAGCCCGUGACCUCGGCGCUGCGACAGUCCCUGGUCUUCUCGCUGCGGCGCCUCGACUUCUCCCUGGUCGUCACGGUGACGCCCCUCCCCUUCCUGCGCAUCGGCGAGGAGUUCAUCGACCCCAAGAGCCACAAGUUCGUGAUGCGGCUGCAGUCGGAGACCUCGGUGUGACGGAGCCGACGGCCCGACGACGAACAAAGAUUUGUGAAGUCCUUUUUACAG